CCAACCAACCUCCUUAUUUCUGAAUUCAGGCAGUCGGUAGUGGCGUGUACGGUCGGGUCCGAUACCCCUUCUGUCCACGUUCUUGUGUUGCGCGUGUGAAUUAUUAUUAUUAUUAUUAUUCUUAUUACUAUUAUCAUUGCUUAUCAUCAAGGAUAUCAACCCAUGUUUGCCACAGGAAUUUGAGGGUUUCACCCCACCAAACAAGAUAUAAAUUUAUUAUCUUUACAUCAUCAUCAACACAAAGACGAACAUACAACACUUAUUGAUCUAUCUUUAACCUAAAGUUGCAAUCUUUUUGCAUCUUUGAUCAAUCUUUAACCUCAAGUUGCAAUCUUUUUGCAUAUUUGAUCAAUCUUUAACCUAAAGUUGCAAUCUUUUUGCAUCUUUUAUCAAUCUUUAACCUAAAGUUGCAAUCUUUUUGCGUCUUUGAUCAAUCUUUAGCCUGAAGUUGCAAUCUUUUUGCAUAUUUGAUCAAUCUUGAACCUGAAGUUGCAACCUUUUUGCAUCUUUGAUCAAUUUCUUUACAUCUUGUACCCAGAUCAUGAAAUUGUGAUAUUUGAUGGGUUGUUGAAGUGGGUCUGAUUCUUUAUACAAACUUGUGAAAAAGGUUGAAACUUGAUUGGGGGUGGUAUCUUUUUAGGGAGAUUAGAUGAAAAAAUUUUGUAGAAAAAAGUGAUUUUGUUUGUAUGGUGUGUUUGGGCUAUUUGAUUUGAUUGAAGAUGAUCAUAUGAAGUGGUUUUGUAUGUGUUCUUGCAAUUGGUGAAGCAACCGUAAAGCGAUCGGUUUGAUAGAAUUGUGGUUUAAGUGGUCUUACAAUAUUGGAUUUGAGUUGGGGAUUUUUAAAGAUUUUGUGGUAAAAAGAUGCAGAGAGUUCGGGUUUCGUCACAGCAAGCAGCAGUACAGAGGUUAGGGGAUUCACAAAUGACGUUAUCGCCUAAAUUUAAGUUUGCUGCAGUUCAAUCGCGUUUACUGGAUCCGUUUGUGGAAACCGAAUUGAGUCUUAGAGGGGAUCCACUAAUACCCGGUCUUCCUGACGAUAUUGCCUUAAGUUGUCUUUUACGGUUGCCAGUCUCGAGUCAUGUGGCUGGUAAAACCGUUUGCAAGCGUUGGUAUCAACUGUUUGGAAACAAAGAACGGUUCUUUACGCGAAGAAAAGAAAUGGGUUUUCAAGAUCCAUGGUUAUAUAUAUUCGCCUUUCAUAAAUGUACAGGAAAGAUUCAAUGGCACGUUCUUGAUCUUACUCAUUUCUCAUGGCACGCGAUUCCACAAAUGCCUUGUAUCGAUAAGGUUUGUCCACACGGGUUUAGGUGUGUUUCGUUCCCGUUUGAGGGAUCGCUUUUUGUGUGUGGAGGUGUGGUUUUCGACGCUGAUUGCCCUUUGAAUUUAGUCAUGAAAUUCAACGUUCAAAAGAAUUGUUGGACCGUGAUGAAGAAAAUGAUCACAGCAAGGUCGUUUUUCGCAAGCGGGGUCAUAAACGGAAAGAUUUACGUAGCGGGUGGCAACAGCACGGAUCUUUAUGAGCUUAAUUCCGCUGAGGUUAUGGACCCGAAAAAAGGGAUUUGGCACUCCAUUGCAAAUAUGCACACAAAUAUGGCCUCUUAUGAUGCAGCGGUUCUUGAUGGGAAGCUUCUUGUGACCGAAGGGUGGUUUUGGCCGUUUUAUGUGGUUCCAAGGGGUCAAAUUUACGAUCCGAAAACCGAUCAUUGGGAAAACAUGCCUGAUGGGCUUAGAGAAGGAUGGACGGGUUCGAGUGCAGUGAUUUACGGUCACUUAUUCGUGGUAACCGAGCACGAGAGGACUAAACUUAAGGUGUACGACACAAAUAAUGAUUCUUGGAGAACUGUUGACGGGCCUCCGUUACCUGAGCAAAUCUGCAAGCCCUUUUCGGUAAAUUGUAAUAACAGUAAGAUUUAUGUUGUGGGAAGAAACCUUCAUGUUGCUGUUGGUUGUAUUUUGAGAUUGAAUACUGAGAAUAACCCAUGCUUUUCGGUUCAUUGGCAAGUAGUUGAAGCACCCCAAGCGUUUUCUGAUCUGGCACCUUCGAGUACACAGGUUCUCUUCGCGUAAUGGUAUGUUUUUAAUGUUGCUUCGGUUUUGUAUGUUUUGGUUGGUGUUUAUGUGAUUAUAUUGUGUCUUUUGUUUAUAUAAUGUUGUAUGAUGUCUCUUGAAUGAUAUGAUAUGUUAAUGAUGCUUGGAUUAAGUUAAUUUUAAAUAAAAAAAAGAAGAAGUUUAGCUUGAA
Messenger RNA from Helianthus annuus (common sunflower), 2239 nucleotides. Its product is annotated as F-box/kelch-repeat protein At1g30090. The record is from RefSeq and is a predicted model, not a curated record. NCBI's taxonomy places the organism in Eukaryota, Viridiplantae, Streptophyta, Magnoliopsida, Asterales, Asteraceae. Gene Ontology annotation, molecular function: protein binding. The transcript has 2 exons. Bases 862 to 2067 code for a protein of 401 amino acids.